Messenger RNA from Adineta ricciae, 1062 nucleotides. The record is from the annotation of a GenBank genome assembly. Lineage: Eukaryota; Metazoa; Rotifera; Eurotatoria; Adinetida; Adinetidae.
AUGCCUGUUGAUCAUAGUGACCCUGUGGAAUGUUUGUUGAAACACAAUGAAGAAUUUACCAAACAAAUUAUAACUGUUCUACCUGGUAUCCAUUGUGCAAUUGGAUAUGGAUUGGCUAAUUCAAUAUUAAUCGAAGGAAACGAUGGAAAUAUUAUUGUUGAUACGCUGGAAUCGCGUGAAAGCGAAAGCGAUGAUCAAAUUGUUGUGCACAUGCCAAAUGAAAAUGUUCUAUUGGCUGCAGAUAAUAUUUACAAAGCAUUUCCAAAUAUUUAUGCCAUACGUGGAACAACAACGCGCGAUCCCAUACAAUGGAUUGCUUCGUUAGAUUUAAUGAGAAAUCUGCGCGCAGAAUAUCUAAUUCCAUCGCAUACGAAGCCAAUGGUUGGAAAAGAUGAAAUUUAUCAAACAAUUACACUCUAUCGGGAUGCGGUUCAGUUUGUUCACGAUCAAACAAUUCGAUGUAUUAAUAAAGGUUUGACACCGGAUGAAAUCAUCGGAAAUCAAUUGGUUCAAUUACCGAAGAAGCUCAAUCAACAUCCGUAUUUGCAACAAUUCUAUGGAACUGUUCAAUGGACCAUUCGUGCGGUAUUUGAUCGAUAUUUAGGUUGGUUUAGUGGAAAAACAUCGGAUUUGCACAAGGAUGCACCGAAGACGCAUGCAGAGAACUUGGUCAACGCCCAAGUUGUUCGCAAAUUUCAACAAUUGGGCGUUACUCAAGAAAAUCCGAGAACGUAUAUUUCGCGUUAUGGAAAUGAAUUACUUGAUACUGACACUCUGAUACGGCAAGUUCGUGCUGCUGGUGUAGUUGAAGAUAUCUCCAUUCCAGUGGGUAUUACAUCAGGUUCUAGUUCAAGAUAUCUUAGCUCAGAUAUCUCCUAUGGUGCUGAUGCUGAAACUACUUUAGGAAGUACUGUUAGUACUGGUUACCGAGGUGGUUAUAGUGACGACGAAAAUAGUGGUUUUCGUUCGGUAAGCUAUAAAUCGUCAUCGUACUCAUACGGUACUGGCAAUGGUUCUAAUGUUGGUUCUACUGGUUUUAGUAGUACUGAAGCCAAGUUAUAA